Molecule: messenger RNA, 1467 nt
Organism: Botrytis byssoidea
Lineage: Eukaryota; Fungi; Ascomycota; Leotiomycetes; Helotiales; Sclerotiniaceae
Exons: 5
Coding region: 1-1467 (488 amino acids)
Biological process (GO): G protein-coupled receptor signaling pathway
Cellular component (GO): cytoplasm
Molecular function (GO): G-protein alpha-subunit binding; guanyl-nucleotide exchange factor activity
Source: RefSeq, a predicted model, not a curated record
AUGUCCAUGUCGAGUGCUAGAACAUCAUUGUCUUCUCAGGAGCUUACCGGCGAAGCAAAAUUGACGGACGUUACGAAAAUUGUACAAAGCCUCAAAGCAGAUUUAGAGAAAAUUAGCCUUCUGCCGCAUCAACGAGAUGCGCUCCUGGAGCAGUUAAAGGUUUAUGGUCGUGACCCUACCAAUGCAGACCCGAUCUUUACUAAAGAGGGAAUCGAGACUCUUUCAAAGCAUGCUUUCAAUAGCCCUUCCAAAACUACUUCUCGAAAUGCGCUUCGAUGCCUCGCAAACGCCCUUCUCUUGAAGCCAGAUACACGGCAGAUAUUGGUUAGCUUGGGUUAUGAUGAGAGAGCUUGCGGUCUACUCAAAGAUAGAGUUGCAUCUGUUGACGACGAAUUUUUGUUGUCUAGAAUUAUCUUUCUUACAACUUACGGUACCACAAUAAACAUUGAGAAUCUCAUUGAUCAGUGUCAUCUGGCAGACACCAUCUCACACAAUAUUGCCAAUCAUGAUAAGCUUCACGGUGCGAAGCAGAAGAAAGUCAAGCAAUCGGAUCCGAUGGAAGAUAUGGCUCUUGCUGAAUCGCUUAAGCUUCUUUUCAACAUUACACAUUUUUGUCCCCAACGAAACUCCAGUUUUUCCCAAGCACUUCCUCAUAUUUUAUCCAUUCUUCAUAAAAUAGAGACGAUUCCGAGCGCACCUCUAGAUCCUCCUAUCGCGCAACUUGUCAACACUCUUAUAAACAUACCUCUUGAAGACCCGGGGAAUGUCAGUGUGUUGUUUCCUAAGGGAAGCCCGAACUUAAAUGUCGAAAAAUUCCUUGAACUCCUCGACCAUUCCAUCAACCAGUACAAAGACGAAGAACUUGAGCAGCUUGUCUCACCACUACUCACCCUCAUUCGUAAGGCAUACGAGAUAGGUCCCUCGGAUGUUCACCAAUUCAUGCAAACCCGAUUGCUUCCAAGUGAUAAAGACCGUGAGCAACCUGUAGGCAGAGGAGAGUCAUUAUCUGCACGCUUGAUUCAACUAUCUACAAGCCCCAUGGCGCCUCAAGUCCGGGAAUCGAUAUCUGCAUUGCUGUUUGAGCUGUCCGACAAGGACGCUAGCACGUUUGUUCAGAACCUCGGUUACGGAUUUGCCUCUGGCUUCUUGUUCCAGCACAAUGUCCCUAUUCCAGAAAAUGCUUUUGAAGCAUGGAGUACAGAGAAUGAUAAGGGCAAUGGUAAGACAAGGCCCAGUCAAGAUAGUGGGAAAGCAGUCAAUCCUAUUACAGGGCAACUCCUCGAAGCAGAGGAGAAGAUUGAUCUUCCAGAGAUGAGCCAGGAAGAGAAAGAGAGGGAGGCUGAAAGAUUAUUUGUAUUGUUUGAGCGAUUGAAGAAAAAUGGAAUAAUCACUGCGGCAAACCCUAUGGAGGAAGCGUUGCACCAAGGAAGGUUUGAAGAAUUGGAGGAUGAUGCAGAUUCCGAUUGA